Molecule: messenger RNA, 270 nt
Organism: Entrophospora candida
Lineage: Eukaryota; Fungi; Glomeromycota; Glomeromycetes; Entrophosporales; Entrophosporaceae
Source: the annotation of a GenBank genome assembly
AUGGAAAGAGAGUUAUCAGAGUUAAACAAAUUGAAAGAAAAAUAUUUAAGCGGUUCCAGUUUUAUAGCAUGUGAAAGAAGUUUUGAUAGUAUGAGUUUUGUUGAUAGAAUGAGUUUUAAUGAGGCGAAAAGAGGUUAUCCUGAGCCAAAUGAGGAACAAAAGAAAGAGAUAGAACUAAAUAAUCGGUUAAAAACUAUUCCGCAGGAAAUCAGAAAAAAAGAAAUCAAAAUUGAAGGAUUGAAGAAGAAAAUGGAAGAAAAAACCAUCUGA